Messenger RNA from Trichophyton benhamiae CBS 112371, 288 nucleotides. RefSeq lists its product as uncharacterized. The record is from RefSeq and is a predicted model, not a curated record. Bases 1 to 288 code for a protein of 95 amino acids. NCBI's taxonomy places the organism in Eukaryota, Fungi, Ascomycota, Eurotiomycetes, Onygenales, Arthrodermataceae. The transcript has a single exon.
AUGAGUUAUACGGUCAGUAUACGAGCUGAAGCAGAUGAAAGGGCGAGCAGAGAGAGGCGAAAAAAGAAAAAGAAAAAGAAAGAACAACCGACGUACCACCGUCGUAGCCAGCCGCCCAUCCAUCCAUCCCAUCAUCAAUCUGACAGCCGGCACCGACCGUUCAACUUGAGCAAGCCCGAUCCCCAGCCCAUCCCAUCCCAUCAUUCCCCAUUCUCCCCCCUGAAAAAAAAGGAAAAACAGGGAAUCAAAAAAAAAAGAAAAGAAAAGGAAAGAAAAGAAAAGAAAUAA